CUUUGCUGGCAUUUUAAAUUAUAGAUGGUGGUAUGUAUUUUAGCUCUGUAGUAUGCCUAAUCUCUACUUAAUUACUGGUCUUUUACCCUGAGGAUCUUCCAAUGGCAAGUGCAGGACAAUGCUUUGUGCUCUGACCCUGGAUGCCUAUCUAGCUACUACCUGUGCAUGAACCUGAUUAUACAGAUAUCUCCAUACUCUCUGACCCCUUUUUAUAUCAUAAUUAAAGGGCAUUUAGAGCAAAGCAGAAUUCUGUUGUAAAAUAUGGUUUCCCUAAUGUUAUCCUCAUAUUUAUUUUUGUCUCUUUUAGUGGCUGGGCUUCUCUACCCAGUUCUUCCAGAUGCAUCAUGUUUGUCACAUGCUGCUUUGAUUGUAGAUUCUACCUAGGCUCUGCUUGAUCUCACCACUCAGUGUUCAUGUGAUCUAAGAAUGUUACCUUUCCUGUCUCAGAGCUCUGCAUCCAAUGAUAUAGUUGUUGUUUUAUCAUGACACUCUUUAGUUCCCUUUUCCAUCUCAGUGUGGGUAUUCUUUCUGAGGGUUUGAAAGCUCUUUGGUCCCCCCACACAGGAAUUGUUGACUGGGGAAAAGUGAAUCAUUCUUACUCAGAAGACUUCAAAUAUCGAGGAGGUGAUGUGUGUUUGCAGUUUGAAGUUUGUGGUUUUCAUACAGUGCCAGAAAGUCAAAGAUUUACUACUUCUAGCCAGAAAGAAUUUCCUGUUAGGGUGACUAGUGAAAAACAGACAAUCCGUUGUCGCUAUGUUGUUACCUGUGGUGGGCUGUACUCUGACAAAUUAGCAGAACUAUCAGGAUGCAGCAGCGAACCAAAGAUAGUGCCUUUCCGAGGAGAGUACUUAUUGUUAAAGCCAGAAAAGUCUAGUCUUGUGAGAGGAAACAUUUAUCCUGUUCCUGAUCCACGUUUUCCUUUUUUGGGAGUUCACUUCACACCACGAAUAGAUGGAAGUGUCUGGCUUGGUCCAAAUGCUGUUCUUGCAUUUAAAAGGGAAGGUUACAAACCAACUGAUAUUAGUUUAUCAGAUCUGUGUGAAUCUUUGAAAUACAGGGGUUUCCAGAAGCUAGCAAUUCAACACUUAGGUUAUGGACUGAAAGAAAUAUAUCGGAGCAUCAACCUCAGAGCGCAAGUGAAAGAACUACAGAAAUUUGUUCCAUCAUUAACAAUAGCAGAUGUAACAAGAGGGCCAACAGGAGUUCGUGCACAAGCUUUAGACAAGAAUGGUAACCUAGUGGAUGAUUUUGUGUUUGACAGUGGUUCUGGAAAUUUAGGUGAAAGAAUAUUGCAUAUUAGAAAUGCACCAUCACCAGGAGCAACUUCAUCUUUGGCAAUAGCUCGAAUGGUAGCAGAUAAGGUGGAGCAGACUUUCUCUCUGUAACACUAUAUUAACAUUUUUAUUAUGUGGUUGAUUUAUCAGCAAGUCAAGUUAAUAUAAUGAGUGUUUUUGAUUGCUGAUUUUAUAGAAAAUUUUUAUAAACUUUUCUAAAUUUAUGUUACUCCUUGUAUUAAAUUAAUGCAAUACAAGUUUUUAAUAUAAGUUGUGUAAUUAAAGGUUUAAUAAAAUGUACCAUUUGACCUAUA
Molecule: messenger RNA, 1588 nt
Organism: Limulus polyphemus (Atlantic horseshoe crab)
Lineage: Eukaryota; Metazoa; Arthropoda; Merostomata; Xiphosura; Limulidae
Gene: L2HGDH
Product: L-2-hydroxyglutarate dehydrogenase, mitochondrial-like
Exons: 6
Coding region: 483-1385 (300 amino acids)
Molecular function (GO): (S)-2-hydroxy-acid oxidase activity; (S)-2-hydroxyglutarate dehydrogenase activity
Source: RefSeq, a predicted model, not a curated record